AUGUGGCUGGGAGCUAGUGAAGUCGUGGCAGACAUCUUCCAGGAGCACCGCCGGAUGAUUUCCAAAGCUUCUCGGAGCGUCUAUAUCGAGAACCAGUACUUCGGCAGCCGUCUGAGCAGUGCUGAAGAAGCGCAGUCACCACGAUGCCAAGCUCUGCACAGUCAUACGCAGAACGACCUAGCACAUCUGCUUUUCGAAAAGAUCACCACGAAGGCCACUCUUGGCGAGAAGUUUUCAGCCGUCGUUGUUUUUCCUCUGGCAACAGAGGAGUCCGAGACACACUAUCCAAACCUUCGCACGGCACAGUGCCUGCAGGAGGCUCUUGAAGGGUUCUGGAAGGCAAACAAGAUCAGCAGCCCGUUGUCCGAAUAUUUUGGGAUGUAUAACCUUGCAAACGUCGUACCAGUGAACACCACUUCCUCAGCUUUCUACGGUAUCUUUGUUCACAGCAAGCUGAUGGCAAUCGACCACGACUCUGAUUCAGGUGCUGAAGCCAUCGUGGGCAGUGCCAAUCUGAACGACCGCUCCCUGCUGGGUGACCGCGAUGCCGAGGUUAGCCUUGGCGUCAAAGGCACCUUCGUCCAGGCGCUGAUGUCCACAUUGUUCCAGUCUCAUGCAGCAUCUGCCCUGCCUCGCGCUGUGGAUCUGCAGCGGCGACUAUCAGAAGCAGCAGAAUCCAACGCUGGGAGGCUGAAAGACGUCGGAAUCAACUGGGACGAGGGCACGUUGGGAUCCAAGAAGCUUCUGGAUCAGAAUGAGCAGGACGACGGCUUUCUGCCUGAGCUCGACAUGUCUGAAGCCUUCCAAGUUGGUUCCGGUGUUCACUGGAAGAUGCUGCCGGGAAAGGCUUUGCAGAAGGGCUUGCAAGGCUACUUGCUCCCGUGGCGCCCGGCCUUGUGGGGAGAUGCUGAUGUGUACCGGUCUUGGAAGCACUACCAUCCUUCGGGCGCCUGGCUGCAGACCUGA
Messenger RNA from Symbiodinium pilosum, 966 nucleotides. NCBI's taxonomy places the organism in Eukaryota, Dinophyceae, Suessiales, Symbiodiniaceae. The record is from the annotation of a GenBank genome assembly.